AUGGUCCACGCCGACGCCUCCAACUUUGGGGCCAAUGUGACCAAGGAAGAGGCAUACAAGCAAGUUCUCGAACAGGCAGAAGGGCUUUUUGAUGGCCAACGCAACUGGGUCUGCAACCUCGCCAACACGGCAUCCCUCCUCUGGCACGCAUACCACUCGCUCCCCUCGCCCAGCUCCGCCGUCAACUGGGCGGGCUUCUACACGCUGGACCCGUCAUCGGCGACCCGGCAGCAGCUGAUCCUGGGCCCGUUCCAGGGCAAGGUGGCGUGCCAGACGAUCGCGUUUGGCCGCGGCGUGUGCGGUGCCGCGGCCGCGCAGAAGCAGACGCAGCUCGUGGCCGACGUCGACAAGUUCCCCGGCCACAUCGCCUGCGACGCCGACAGCAGGAGCGAGGUUGUCGUGCCCGUGCUGGAUUCCGAGGGACAGCUGAGGGCUAUUAUUGAUGUUGAUUGUGCACUCCCGGACGGGUUUGACGAGGUGGAUAGGGUGUGGCUUGAGAGCUUGGCUGCAUUGGUUGGGAGGAGCUGCGAUUGGUGA
Molecule: messenger RNA, 537 nt
Organism: Pyricularia oryzae 70-15
Lineage: Eukaryota; Fungi; Ascomycota; Sordariomycetes; Magnaporthales; Pyriculariaceae
Exons: 3
Coding region: 1-537 (178 amino acids)
Cellular component (GO): cytosol
Molecular function (GO): L-methionine (R)-S-oxide reductase activity; protein binding
Source: RefSeq, a predicted model, not a curated record